UUAACCACUAUAAAAUUACUAUUCCCUAGAUAAACGGAGACAAAAAAGGUUUCAAACAUUUUUGAAAUUCAUCAUAUGUUAUUACAUGAUUCAAAUAUGUAUUAAAACAGUAUUUUCAAUUUUUUUUUUUUUUUUCAAAAUCUAUGUGUUAUAACAUUAAUUUUGUAAAAUUCUCUUACUUACUAGAGUCGAAGAUAAAAUCAGUAUAAAACUCCGUUCAUUUUUUACAAAAUUACGUCAUGUUAUCUGAUGUCUGACCGAUGAUGGUAGCUUCGCAAUGCUUUCUAAAAAAUACAGAAACGUCUUCUCACGUCUUCCCGAACCAUGUCAAGCGGUAGUAUCGCAAUACUAAAUUUUAACGAAAACAAAAAGGCAAUGUCUAAACGACUUGCUUUACUUUUUUGUUAUUAAAGACUUUGGCCUCAGAUAUAAACAAUGACUGGCAUCGCAUCAUGUAAACUUUGAUUCCUUUAACAAUUACAUUGACAAAACUGAAAACCCCCAAUUAUUAGGAAUACUAUAACCAAAGACAAAACAAUUUUACACCUUUUAUAAAUUCAUCACGACUUCACGAGGUAUAUGUAUAUAGAGUUUACACUGUUUUAAAACCACAUAUUGAUCGUUUUGGUCUGGACCAGCCAAGCCCGGCCCUGAAUAGAAACAAGAGAAUCAUAGGCUUAGAGUCUUGGAAAAACUUUUAUUUAGUUAUGGAUCAAAUUAAGAAAAUUUACUUUAGUAGGUAGCUCUCCUGGUAAUUAUGGUCUGGAAAUUGGUUAGGCUCCCAUUACAUUCUUCAUAGAACUCCUUAAGGAACUCUUCCAUGAACUCGUGCAUUUUCUAUACCCUCCUUCUACCCGCCGGAUAUAUAUAUAUAUAUUUGAACUACCCCAAUUUCUGGAAGAGAUUCCAUAAGUGCGCUAGACCUGAUCAUUCGUCUUGAGACCUGGAAGCAAAUCCAAGGUAGGUGAUAAUCAUCAUCUUCCUAGACAAUUUGAAUGGUAAAACUGAUCGUAAAAAUAUCUUAAGAAACUAAAUUUGUAUCUAGCUGAGUAAGAAAGCCAAAAUUAAUACCUAUCUACUAAACCCCAUAUAUUGUAGAAGCACAAUACUAUUGGUUAAAGUUUAAAAGAUUCUACAUCUAGGUCUAGGUAUGGGAUUCGAAUACCAGGAUAUACAAUUUUUUGCAGAUUACGCUUUAUAAGAGGUUCAUGUUUUAAUUCCCGGAGAAAACAAUUUAUUAAACAAUUAUGUAGACUACAUAAUAAAGAAUUACAAGGGAUUUUCAACAUGGUGCAAGUAAAUCCGGUCAGACGUAGGUUUUCGUAGGAUGGCUUAGGUGAUGCAGUUAGGCAUAGAUCCUCAUAAGACAGAUAGUAUUGUCGGUCGUCGAAUCGUCUAUAUAAUAUUUUUCAUAAUUGUAAUAUCAUAAUAAAUCAGCGUUAAAAAAACCUCAUAUAUUUUGCCAGAAAUCAGAAUUGUAUUCAAAUAUAGAUCAAUUGAUCAUUAAUAUAGAUUGAAAGUUUAGAUCGUCACUUUGGAUUUGUUUCCAGGUUUGUUGAAAUCAAUUAAUUCAUUAGGAUGAUUAAAGGAAAUCAAUUCAUUAGAAGGAUAGAAUCAAUCAUUUCGUGAAUAAAUGAUCAAGCUGUCAUUUUACCGUGAUACUUGGGACAAUUAAAUGUUAAGUUUAGUCCCAAAAAAUGAUUAAAAUGUUAAUGUAAUGCAACUAUAAGGUGUCAUAUGUUUUCUUUUGUUAUGGCGUCAUGGCAUCAUGUACUUAUACAAUACGAUAAUUAUGCGUGUUAUGUGAUCGUAAAACGCGAUUCGCUUAUAUUUUGGUCAGCCAUAUCUUACGAUAUAAAUAUUCUAUGCAUCACAAUUAAUUAUCCAACGACGACUAAAAUGGAAACAAUAUCUUAAACAGUACAUAUAUUUCUAUAAAUUUGCAACACAUGACACAUAUGGUAGCUAAAGGGUACGUUUGAUAUGGAAUCGUUCCAAAAGUUGUUAAUUAUUUGAAAGUGCAUUUAAUAUCAAAAUUAAUUACCAUAAAUGGAUAAAUUCUCUUUAUUAUUAAAUAUUAACCCAUGAACAACUAUAAAUACCUUUUUAAGACAAACCCUAACGAUAUUUUCCAUCCCUCUAUCUUGUCUUGUCAUGGAAGAAGUAAGACAAACUUUACCGACUACUUUCUUGAAACCUAAUGAACAAUUUCAAAACCCUAACGUGUUGGUUACUCAAACCAAAAAGGAGUUGACAAAACCACGAAACCCUAAAACAAGCCGAGGUCGACAGAAGAUAGAGAUCAAAGAGAUCAAAGAAGAUAGCAAGAGACAUGUAACGUUUUCGAAACGACGCCGUGGGCUGUUCAAGAAAGCCGCUGAGUUGAGCGUUUUGACCGGUGCAAAAAUCGCUGUGGUAACGUUCUCUAAAUGCGGUAGGAUCUACAGUUUUGGGCACGUGGACUCGUUGAUGGACAAGUAUCUUCGCAAGAUUCCGGUGAACUUGGAGGUAUAUUCAGGUGAUGACUCAGCGGAGGAGGGAGGGAGGCCGUGGUGGGAGAGGCCGGUGGAGAGUGUGCCGGAGGAGGAGUUGGAAGAGUACAUUAUGGCGAUGAGUGUGUUGAGAGACAAGUUAGGUAAGAAGAUUAAUGACAUGGGGAGUAUUGUUCCUGCAUGGCCAAUCAACAUGAUGGGUUGGAAACCACAGAUGGAUAUGCAAAGCAUGGGGGAUGUGACUGAUGGGGUUAAUCGAUGCCGUCUAGGUCAAAACGGAUGAUUGAUAUUUAGUAGCCUCGUGGAGUAUUCAUUUAAGUAUUUGAUUUUUAGAUUUGUUGAGUUUAGUAGUUAUAUGAAUUCAUUUCAUUCAGAUUAAUCCUUUUUUUUCUUGUAUUUUUGUUACUUUGAAAGUUAAAUCCAUAUUUAUGUUUUUGUUUAAAUUAUGUUAAGAUUUGCAUCAUAAACUGACUCCAAAGUAUAUAAAGAGCUAAGGGCUUGAUGUAAAUAUCCUUAGCUCAAGCGACAACAUUCUUCUCUUUUAGUUGCGACAGCUUGCAAGUGAACUUCAUGGCUGGAUCUAUAUCCUAUAACAUCCAAGCUUUUAAAAGAUGGAAUCCUAGUCCUCCAAGAUCAUGACCAAUAUUGGAGUAGAAUUCAUAAUAAAGAUGUUAAGCCAAUAGUUCGAGAAAUGAGUCAGUAACAGAUCUCCACAACUUAUCAUCUAUUGGUAUACCAUAGGAUAAAAAAGUUCGCAAAUUCCGCACUGAAUUUCUCACGCGAUGUGUUUCACAAAAGAGAUCAUGAGGAACUUAUGCAAAGUAAGAUGCCACCAUGUGUUGUACAAGAGAGUCCAACGAGGAAGAUAGUGGAGACUAUCCACAAGAUGACGUGAAGCUUAAAAGACGACGUGAUGCAAAUAAAAGAGGGUUUGAUGCACACGUGAGUAUGUUCUAACAAAAAUAAACAAUUUUUUGAAACAAGAACAUAAAUAAACGAAAACGAAACUUUUAACUAUGGAAAAGCAUGCAAAAGUUUAACAAUGUUAUAAUAUUAUAUUUUUAUUUCUUUCUUUCUUUUAAGAACAUUAUGUUUGGAACACAUCCAUGAAAAGAAACGGCAUGGUUCUCCUUUUUUUUUAUUAUUGCUCAAGUAAAGAGAUCUUGAAAA
Brassica rapa (field mustard) is the source of this 3662-nucleotide messenger RNA. RefSeq names its product agamous-like MADS-box protein AGL61. Gene Ontology annotation, molecular function: DNA-binding transcription factor activity, RNA polymerase II-specific; protein dimerization activity; RNA polymerase II cis-regulatory region sequence-specific DNA binding. Gene Ontology annotation, biological process: regulation of transcription by RNA polymerase II. NCBI's taxonomy places the organism in Eukaryota, Viridiplantae, Streptophyta, Magnoliopsida, Brassicales, Brassicaceae. The record is from RefSeq and is a predicted model, not a curated record.